AUGGAAGCACCACCUCCUGUUAUUCCAUCUACUAAGAGGAGGAAAACAUCAGUUGUUUGGGAGUGUUAUCCCGAAGAUAAGUUUGUUACUAUUGGCGAUGCUACAUUUGCGGUUUGCAAGUAUUGCCAAAAAAAGCUGAAAUUACAAAAGACCAAGGCUACUUCCCAUUUGACACGACAUAUGGGUCAAUAUGUUGAAAGGAAGAAAGCAAUGGGGAAAGACUUGGUCGUGGAGGGACAAACAAUUUUGGGUUUUGAGCAUUCAACCUCAGGGGUGCCUACUCCAACUGUGGUUCGAGAGGCCUUAGCCCACAUGGUUAUGAUAUCUGAAUUGCCGUUUAAUUUUGUCGAGCACCCCGACUUCAUUAAUUUUUUUCACGUUCCGCAACCUUUUUAUGAAAAAGUUGGAAGAAAACAAGUAAAAGCUGAUUGCUUUAGGGUUUAUCAAGCAGAGCGUGAAAGAUUGAAGAAGGUUUUUGAGGAGACUAGAAGGAUCAGUAUUACUACUGAUCUUUGGAAGUCAGAUCAUCAAAGUAUUGAGUACAUGGUGGAAACUGUCAUAGUAGACAAUGCUUCUGCAAAUGAUAGUUGUGUUAAAAGAUUAAAGGAAGAUUUUCAAAUGCAGAGAACUUUGUUGUGUGAUGGAAAACUUUUCCAUGUUAGGUGCACUGCUGAUAUUGUAAAUUUGUUAGUUCAGGAUGGGGUGGCCGUGAUUAAACCCAUCAUAGACAAUAUUCGGGAAAGUGUAAAGUUUAUAAAAGCUAGUGAGGCAAGGCAAAAAAAUUUUGCCAAAAUUGCUAUGCAGUGUGGAAUUAAAGAGAGGAAGCUAGUUUUGGAUUGUGCUACACGAUGGAAUAGCACAUACAAAAUGCUAGUGACAGCACUGCAGUUCAAAGAGGUCUUUCUUCGGUUUAUGCUUGUUGAGUCAAGUUAUAUUUAUUGUCCAACAAGGGAAGAGUGGGAGAGAUUGGAGGUUGUCUGUGACUUCUUGGAAAUAUUUGAUGAUAUAACAAAAUUAAUUUCUGGGUCACAGUAUACCACUGCAAAUAGAUACUUUCAAGAAGUGUUUAGGAUAAAAGAGGUCUUGAGAGAGCGAGAAUUUGAUGAAGAUUAUUCUAUAUCAAUGAUGGUGCGAGCAAUGUCAGAAAAAUUUGACAAAUAUUGGGGUGAGGUGAAUUUCCUUAUGGCGAUUGCUAGCAUCAUGGAUCCCAGGAUAAAGUUUUUUAUGAUUACUUUGGCAUUUCCCACUUUAUAUGGUGAAGAAAAUACCCCUGUGGAGAUAGAAAAUGUCAAAAGGGCGUUAGAAAAAUUAUACGGAGAAUACGUUGACAUGUUGUCAUCAAGAAAUUCAUCAACCGUAUUUGCACAUCCACAACAUCAGCCAAAGACCCAACAAGCACCAUCAAGUACAUCAGGUAAAUCAUCAAGCUCUCGAUAUUCAGAAACUAGACAUUAUGGUCCUGGAUAUAGUUGGAUGCGUUUGAAGGAUCAUAAGGAGAAAACAUACUCAGUAGAAACUAAGAAGUCUGAGUUAGAAAUGUAUUUGGACGAGCAUUGUGUGGAGAUACCUGAUGAUGUCAACUCAGCGGACUUUAAUUGGCUUCAGAGAGCGCAUUUAGUGUGGGUAGUAGAGUGA
This is a messenger RNA of Mangifera indica (mango), 1635 nucleotides long. Its product is annotated as zinc finger BED domain-containing protein RICESLEEPER 2-like. Gene Ontology annotation, molecular function: DNA binding. NCBI's taxonomy places the organism in Eukaryota, Viridiplantae, Streptophyta, Magnoliopsida, Sapindales, Anacardiaceae. The record is from RefSeq and is a predicted model, not a curated record. Bases 1 to 1635 code for a protein of 544 amino acids. The transcript is spliced from 6 exons.